ACAACCCGCCGUGUGUGCACUUCCUGUUUCUGUCUUUAAACACAAGCUAGCUACUUGUUAGUGUAAAUAUGAAUUCUGAGCAAUUGUCUGAAGAUAUCGGGAAACAGAAUAACUCCGCAAGCCCAAUUUCGACACCAGAAGGGAAUAAUUUAAAAAGAGGACUUUUGAAAAGAACUCCUUUCUCAAAAAUGAGGAAAGUACAUUCCAACUUCAAAUCACCGGAUACGUUUGUUUUGUUUACAUCACAGGGUCAAAUAACUAAGUCUUGUAAACUUAGUCCUGAAGAAGAGGUGGAAGAGCUCGAGAAAAGGUCAAUGCAGUUGGAUACCGAGAUUGCACAACUGGAAAUGGAAGGAUACAACGUGGAGGAGCUGGACUGUCACAUUGAUAUGCUGCAUGAGUACAACGACAUCAAGGACAUUGGACAGUCCCUCUUGGGCAGAAUAGCUGCUCUACGCGGGACCACUGUACGAGACCUCUACAGCCACUUUGGUCUGGAACUGGAGGACUGACAGUAAAAAAAAAAAAUGUUUUGAAAAGGUUUGAAAGUACAGCACACAGUUUAAGUUUAUUUAGACAGUCAUCUAAACAAGACUCUAUGAGACCAUAGUUACUUAUGUUUAUUUAUUUUAAUAAUAGUGUCAUUUAAAAUAUGUUAAAGCAUAGCAUGUUAUUGGUUUCAGUUGUCAGCAUUUAACAACGCCGCUUUGGAUAAAGUUGUGCAGAUAGUACAGAGCCACAAAAAAGUUUCCCCGUGAAAUUAAAUCACUAAUUCAGUUCGGUUCCUCUGACAUGUUGAGUAUAGACAGAGUCGGGUGUGUCCUUAUCUAUCCUGAAACAGUUAGCGGGUUUUCUCCACGAGAGCAGCAGAGGCAUUUUUGCAGCCUGUAAUAGCGCUGUGUAUAGCCCACAAUAUUCUUGGGUCUACUUUCAAGGCUAAAAGUGAUCUUAUGUUCUUAUCUUGAGUCAUAGCGGUAGAUCCGUCCCAGCAGAUAAUGUAUUAAAAUUUAUCUCUAUAGACUUUGGUAUUGUUGAAGACACCACCAAGACAAAAUGUUGAUAAGGCACUAGUUAAGAGUGACAGUGAGAUAAGUGACACUUUGCAAUGUGAAUGAAAAUUGUUUAUUAAAUUAAAGGUUGAUCAACGUUAUUAGUUACA
Messenger RNA from Syngnathus typhle (broad-nosed pipefish), 1159 nucleotides. RefSeq names its product SWI5 homologous recombination repair protein (gene swi5). NCBI's taxonomy places the organism in Eukaryota, Metazoa, Chordata, Actinopteri, Syngnathiformes, Syngnathidae. Gene Ontology annotation, biological process: double-strand break repair via homologous recombination. The transcript has 5 exons. The coding region runs from base 69 to 512 and encodes 147 amino acids. The record is from RefSeq and is a predicted model, not a curated record. Gene Ontology annotation, cellular component: Swi5-Sfr1 complex; Swi5-Swi2 complex.